AUGAGCACGGCCACCACCACCAGUGUCAGCCCGGCGAAUGGCACCGUGAGCAAGGGAAAUGCCACCAGGCGUCGCAACCGCAAUGCAUCUCCCGGCCCGGUCGAAGAGGAAUCCGAAGAUGCAACUGCAGCCGAGAAGCCCAGAGCCGCCGUCGCCCAGAAGAAGUAUCGCCACGUAGCAGCAGUCCAUUCCAAGAGCCGCCCCUCGUGUUUAAGCCACGACUCCGAUGCCACGCCAAGCUUUAUCGGGUUUCGAAAUCUCAUGGUCAUUGUCUUGGUUGUGGGUAAUUUACGAUUGAUGAUUGAAAAUUUGAAAAAGUAUGGUGUUCUGAUAUGCCUUCGAUGCCACUCCUACAAGAAUGAAGAUGUCCUGAUCGGCGGACUUCUCUACUUUCUCAUUCCCUGCCAUCUAUUAGUCGCCUACUUGAUCGAAUUAGCCGCCGCAAAGCAGGCGCGAGGAUCCCGUAAGCGCCUCAAACCUGGCUCUACCGGACCGUCGGAACAAGACAAGUCCAAGUUUCAUUCAACAUGGGUACUGGUGGCCUGGGCUCAUGGUAUCAAUAUGACGCUUGCUUUGACCCUCACAACCUUUGUGGUUUACUUCUACAUCCACCACCCGCUCGUUGGGACCUUGACCGAGAUGCAUGCCGUCAUUGUGUCGCUGAAGACGGCCUCGUACGCAUUCACCAACCGAGAUCUUCGCCAUGCUUACCUGCACCCCGUCAAAGGAGAGCAUAUCCCUGAACUCUACUCGAAAUGCCCGUACCCGAAUAAUAUCACUUUCGGCAACCUCGCCUACUUUUGGUGGGCGCCGACGCUGGUCUAUCAGCCCGUGUACCCGCGCACCGACAAGAUCAGAUGGGUUUUUGUUUUUAAGAGGCUGGGCGAAGUAUGCUGUUUAAGCGCAUUCAUCUGGUUCGCCAGCUUCCAAUACGCCGCACCGGUUCUGCAGAAUUCGCUCGACAAGAUUGCUUCUUUGGACUUUCUCAUGAUCCUAGAGCGGCUGCUGAAGCUGUCAACCAUUUCUCUGGUUAUUUGGCUCGCAGGAUUCUUUGCCCUGUUCCAGUCCUUCUUAAACGCACUGGCCGAAGUGCUGCGAUUCGGCGACCGUUCAUUUUAUGACGACUGGUGGAAUAGCGAGAGUCUUGGAGCAUACUGGAGAACGUGGAACAGGCCCGUGUACACGUACUUUAAGCGUCAUGUAUAUGUACCCAUGAUUGGACGUGGAUGGAGCCCGUGGGCUGCAAGUUGCGCCGUCUUUUUUGUGUCUGCCGUGCUACACGAGGUUCUUGUUGGUGUUCCCACCCACAACAUUAUCGGCGUUGCUUUUCUAGGCAUGUUCUUGCAGCUCCCUCUCAUCGCCAUCACAGCCCCUCUAGAGAAGAUGAAAUGGGGGCACACCGGCAAAGUAAUGGGAAACGUGAUCUUUUGGGUGUCCUUUACCAUUUUCGGUCAGCCAUUUGCGGCAUUAAUGUACUUUUACGCAUGGCAGGCCAAGUAUGGUAGCGUCAGUAAACAACCGAUGCUUGCAUUGCAGACAUGA
Molecule: messenger RNA, 1542 nt
Organism: Metarhizium robertsii ARSEF 23
Lineage: Eukaryota; Fungi; Ascomycota; Sordariomycetes; Hypocreales; Clavicipitaceae
Product: diacylglycerol O-acyltransferase
Exons: 4
Coding region: 1-1542 (513 amino acids)
Biological process (GO): triglyceride biosynthetic process
Cellular component (GO): endoplasmic reticulum membrane
Molecular function (GO): diacylglycerol O-acyltransferase activity
Source: RefSeq, a predicted model, not a curated record